CCAACACUCAAAAAUAUUCUCCAACUCUAUAUAACGUCACCAUGUUUCUCAUGUCACUGACUCUCUAAUGUCCCCCUGCUUUCCUCUCUCUUCCCCAGGAGCCUCAACUUUUGAGAUGUUCGAUGUUUUACUCUUUUCUGUUUCUUAGUUGAUAUGAUUUGAGCUAGACUGUUCUUGUCCCUCUGAUCUUACUAGGUCUAAUUGAAUCAAAAAGCAUCUAUGGAGAGGAACGGUAUGAGCAAUAAAUUAAAAGACCAUAGUAUUGGAUGUAGAGCCGUUGAAGACUGCAACAUUAGCUACAACCACAACACGAUUAAAGAUUCAUGGAACUGUUACGGCAGUGGAAGUCAUGAUGAAGAUGAUCUUGGUGGAUAUUCAUGGCCUCCAAGAUCUUAUACAUGCAGCUUCUGCAAAAGAGAAUUCAGAUCCGCUCAAGCUCUAGGUGGCCAUAUGAAUGUUCAUAGGAGAGACAGAGCCAGGCUGAGACGGUCACCUCCAAGGGAUGAUCAGUACACUAUUCCUAAUCUUAACCUCAAACCUAACCCUAAUCUCUCAACCCCAUCACCACCUUCUCUUCCAACAAGGCUUCCAGCAUUUACCUGCCCAUUACCUUCCUUGGCUGCUUCCCCUUUUUCUUCUUUAUCUUCACCAUCUUCAGCUUCACCUAGUGAACUGAAUGCUGCACAAUCUUUUUCUGGGGUUGAAGAAUUUAAUGGCGUCAACCAAGAAGAUGAAUGUAAGGUUUUGAAGAUGGCAGAGUUUGUUAGGUUGGACUUAAAGAUUGGUUUGCCUAGUGAUUUAAAGGAGGAUUUGGAUUUGGAACUUCGACUUGGGUACUCCUAGCUCCAACAUUUGCAGAUUUUUCCACAAUGAUUUGGCUUAUCGGAUCUAUAUGCAGUCACACCAUCUGUUUUCAUAUUCACUAGUAGAAGAUAAAAGCAUAGAGA
Messenger RNA from Vitis vinifera (wine grape), 947 nucleotides. Its product is annotated as transcriptional regulator SUPERMAN. Lineage: Eukaryota; Viridiplantae; Streptophyta; Magnoliopsida; Vitales; Vitaceae. The transcript has a single exon. The record is from RefSeq and is a predicted model, not a curated record. Bases 220 to 843 code for a protein of 207 amino acids.